This is a messenger RNA of Ipomoea triloba (trilobed morning glory), 947 nucleotides long. Its product is annotated as heavy metal-associated isoprenylated plant protein 39-like. NCBI's taxonomy places the organism in Eukaryota, Viridiplantae, Streptophyta, Magnoliopsida, Solanales, Convolvulaceae. The transcript is spliced from 2 exons. Gene Ontology annotation, molecular function: metal ion binding. The record is from RefSeq and is a predicted model, not a curated record. Bases 153 to 698 code for a protein of 181 amino acids.
CCUUAUCACACUUCACACAUAAAUAAUGCGCCCCCCUAAAGCUAAAACUCCACUCAAUUUUCUCCCCUCUCUCUCUCUCCCCCUCAUCAUCCCAUCUCUUUAGAGAGAAAGAAAGAGUAGCCCGAGGCUGCUUCUUAGCUCCCUCAAUCAAAAUGAUGAAAGUGGUGUUGAAGCUGGAUUACAAGGAUGAAAAAACGAAGCAAAAGGCGAUGAAAAAGGUGUCAAGCCUUGACGGAGUGGAAUCCAUCUCGAUAGACAAGGACCAGAAACUAACGGUGACAGGGAGCAUAGACGCGGUGUCAAUUGUGGGCAAGCUGAGGAAGAUCUGCAACACAGAUAUCGUGUCUGUGGGCCCAAAGGAGGCGGAGAAGAAGAAGGACGAUGGGAAGAAAGAUGAGGGCAAGAAAGAUGAUAAGAAGGGCGGCGGCGAUGACAAGAAAAAAGAUGAUAAUAAGAAGGGCGGCGGCGAGGACAAGAAAAAAGAUGAAGCGGCGGCGAAGCCAGCUGUUCCAGUUCCACAGCAAUAUUAUUAUUACCAUCAACAACAACAUCCUUAUUAUCAUCAACAACAACAACAUCCUUAUUAUAAUCAACAGUACCCACAGCCCUAUUCCCAUCCUGCAGCGUAUUAUAACAACUCCUAUGGCUACAAUAACAGGACUGUGGAAGAAGAUCCAAACGCCUGUGUUAUUUGCUAAUUUCUGCAGAUCCAAAUUUAUCUUAUAUAAUGCAGAUUGUCUUAAUUUCUCUCUCAAUCUCUUUCUGUUUGUUUAUAUUCUUAAAUUUUGCUACGAUGAUUUUUUAUUGAUAUGAUUUCAGUUCUGAAGUUUCAUCGCCCUGUUGAGAGAACAUGUAGCAGUAGAAAAAGUAAAAUUCUGGGGUGGAAAUAAAAGCAUUAUGAAAUACUGUAAAAAAUAUCGAGUUUUCAUGAACAGUUCCUUUUGCAA